UUUGCAGUUGGUAUCUGUCACUUGCGAUUUGCAUUUUGAUUUUUGCAUGGAAAAGAAAACUAAAAAAAUGUGCAAGAAAUCAAAAUAAAAAAAACUUGAAUAGAUUUUGAAACCUUAAGAAUUCAUUAUUCAUUGCAGGUAGCACAUUUUGAACUUUUUCUUAAAGUAAUUCAAUAAUACAAUGGAUGCUGCUGAUCGUCUCCUAAAUAAUGAAAGGCUGGUGACUCGAAGUGAUUUAGAAGAAGAUCAGUUGUUUGUGAAGCCCCAGUCUUCGGGGGUGAAUGUUGAUUUAGUCAAUGAGUGUAAAGUUUUUAUUAAGGCUGAAGAUGGAAGUGGCGAUGCGCAAGUGAGCACAACUGCGGCGAUGUUGCCUGGCCCCUCAGCUAUUGCUCAAGAUAAACCAAGUUUUGUCACUUCUACACCCGAUCAGAAGAAGGAGACGCCAUCGGAAAACCAAAUUGUAGACUCAAAUCCAGAAUGUGACAUGGAGGAUGGUGUUUCUGAACUGCCCAUGGAUGAUGGACUUCCAAGCACGGUGACAGUGCUUGAUGCUCCUGAUGGUGGCAAAGUGUAUCUAGUGGGCACUGCCCACUUCAGCAUACAGUCUCAAGAAGAUGUGUCCAGGGUGAUACAAGAAGUGCAUCCUCAUAUUGUGAUGGUGGAAUUAUGUGAGCAGAGAACUAAUAUUCUGUUAUUAGAUGAAGAAGUCAUACUUAGAGAAGCUAAGAACAUUAAUAUUAAAAAGAUCAGAGCAACAAUGGCUCAGAACGGAGUUUUUAAUGGAUUGAUGUAUAUACUGUUAUUGAACAUGUCGGCGCAUAUCACAAGAGAAUUGGGGAUGGCGCCUGGUGGCGAAUUUCGACGUGCAAUGGCCGAGGCUAAGAAAAUCCCCAGCUGCAUUGUACAUUUGGGUGACAGAGCAAUAGACAUUACUCUUCACAGGGCUAUUGCGUCCCUAUCUUGGGGACAGACCAUAAGGUUCAUUUGGCAUUUGCUCACAUCUAACCAGACCAUAAGCCUGGAAGAAGUAGAAAAAUGUAAACAAAAGAAAAUGCUGGAAGAUAUGUUGGAGGAGAUGGCUGAAGAGUUCCCGGCUUUAAAGCGCGUGUUCGUUGUCGAACGAGACAUGUAUCUCUGCCAUUCUCUACAAGUCGCAGCUUUGAUUCCACGGCGGGAGCCGUGCCGCAUUGUAGGCGUAGUUGGCAUUGGGCACGUGGCGGGUAUUGUGGAGCACUGGGGCAAAAUCAAACCCCAAGACAUUCCACCACUACUUCAAGUUCCGCCGCCGUCGCUGUCGACUCGUGUGAUCCGAGUGACGAUCCGCGUGGCCUGCGUUGGUGCACUGAUCUACGCCGGCUACAAGCUCAGGCCGCGGCGCUGGUUUCCUUGAUGACUAAAUACUUGCCUUUUACGAUUGUGGGUGGUCGAUUCAUCUUUGAAGACUAAAUAACAAGAAGCUGAUUUAUGUCGUUUGAUUCUGUGAAUGUUUUAAAAUAAUACCUUGCAAUGAAACUAUUACCUAAAAUGCAAUUUGUCGUAAGAGAGUUAGCAUUUAGGUUACUCGUUAAAAGAAAUUGGCCAUAGAUUAUAAAAAAAGAUAGUUCAUUAUGAUCUUUAAAAAAUAGAAAGAUGUUAUUAUAUUAUUAAAUGUAGGAUUGAAAAACCUAUUGAUAAAAAUAAUAUUAUCGUAAGACAAGUUCAUUGCUAGAUGUAGCCUUAUAGUGAUAACAAUACCUGGGAUUGCGUGUUUGCCUUUGCACUAGGAAUAUGAAAAUAGAAACUAGCUCAUAGAUAUACACAGAAUGGAAUGGGACUUUGUUAUUUUUCAAUCAAAUAUGUUGAAGUUUGAUGGGGUUUACAGUUGGAUUUGAAAGUUAUUUAAAAAGUUGACAUUGUUUUACGAAUAUAGUUGUCGGAAAAGCAACAAAGUUCCAUUUUACAUUCAAAUGUUUUGCCUUUCUGUAAAAUGAUUUAGAAUAGAGUAGCUUUUUUAAUAAAUUCGCAAUUACUGAUAGGGUAAACAAGUCCUUAUUUGAGCUUAUCAAUAUGUUUGCACUUCGUUGAUAUUCGUUACUUUUCUGUAAGAAGUUUUUUAGUUAAGGUUUUAACUUCAGUACCCUAGUCUUGAAUUAAAGCAACUUUUGGAAAGCUCUUAUGUUAAUUGACAAUUAAAAUAAAAAGGGCUCGUUGUUUUUGAAGUUUCACAAUAUGGACGUCAAAAACCUGUAGCUAAAACUGAUUUGUAAAAUUUGGUUAGGUUAUUAUUGUUAUUAGAUUAUAAACCACGGCAAACCGACUGGGUUUACACUCUAUGCAUUUUUGAGUUUUUCAGUUAUUGUUAUCAGUUUUAAAAUAAAUGCUAGGUUAUUUAAUCAUUAUACAGAUAUGUAAUUAAAUUGGUUCAUUUUCUUAUUGGU
Molecule: messenger RNA, 2417 nt
Organism: Helicoverpa armigera (cotton bollworm)
Lineage: Eukaryota; Metazoa; Arthropoda; Insecta; Lepidoptera; Noctuidae
Product: traB domain-containing protein-like
Exons: 11
Coding region: 182-1390 (402 amino acids)
Source: RefSeq, a predicted model, not a curated record